Procambarus clarkii (red swamp crayfish) is the source of this 630-nucleotide messenger RNA. RefSeq names its product salivary glue protein Sgs-3-like. Lineage: Eukaryota; Metazoa; Arthropoda; Malacostraca; Decapoda; Cambaridae. The record is from RefSeq and is a predicted model, not a curated record.
AUGAACCAGCCAACUACCACCCAAGCAGCCAACUACCACCCAAGCAGCCAACUACCACCCAAGCAGCCAACUACCACCCAAGCAGCCAACUACCACCCAAGCAGCCAACUACCACCCAAGCAGCCAACUACCACCCAAGCAGCCAACUACCACCCAAGCAGCCAACUACCACCCAAGCAGCCAACUACCGCCCAAGCAGCCAACUACCGCCCAAGCAGCCAACCACCGGCCAAGCAGCCAACCACCGCCCAAGCAGCCAACUACCGCCCAAGCAGCCAACUACCACCCAAGCAGCCAACUACCACCCAAGCAGCCAACCACCCCCAAGCAGCCAACCACCAUCCAAGCAGCCAACCACCAUCCAAGCAGCCAACCACCAUCCAAGCAGCCAACCACCAUCCAAGCAGCCAACCACCACCCAAGCAGCCAACCACCACCCAAGCAGCCAACCACCAUCCAAGCAGCCAACCACCAUCCAAGCAGCCAACCACCACCCAAGCAGCCAACUACCACCCAAGCAGCCAACCACCACCCAAGCAGCCAACCACCACCCAAGCAGCCAACCACCACCCAAGCAGCCAACCACCACCCAAGCAGCCAGCAGUCAGCCAACGGGGGCACGACUCCUGA